AUGACCACCGUACAGCAUGGCUCAAAGCUCACCCUGGCUGAAUACCGCGCCCUGGAACCGAUUGACGAAGGCGUGUGGGAACUGUCCAAUGGAGAGUUAUUUGAGAUGGCGCCGCCUACCUACGACCAUCAAAUCUUGAUCGACUACCUUGUUCGGAUGAUCAAUAAUUUCCUUGACACCACGAAUCCCUUAUUGGGCACCAUAGUGUCCGGGAUUGGGGUCAUCCUGUCGGAAACCCGUGCGCCCACGCCGGACGCAGUAUAUUUGAGGGCGGAAAGAGCGCACCUGAUCCAGGGAAGUUUUGUCGAAGGUGCGCCGGACCUUGUGAUCGAAGCACUUUCCAGCGACCGAGCGCGCGACCUCGUGCUGAAACGAGGCUGGUACGAUGAAGCUGGCAUACCGGAAUACUGGACCGUGGAUCCGGUUAACAACUCGAUCAAUGUGCUAGAGCGUACGCAAACGGGAUAUGUUCAGCGUGCGGCUCUAAGUCGUGGAGAUAUUUUGACUACGCCCGCGAUUCCGGGAUUCGAACUGCCACUGAAUAUGCUGUUCGAUAAUGCUGCUCGUUAUCUCCCCGGUCGCCAGCGCUAA
Messenger RNA from Geodia barretti, 591 nucleotides. The record is from the annotation of a GenBank genome assembly. NCBI's taxonomy places the organism in Eukaryota, Metazoa, Porifera, Demospongiae, Tetractinellida, Geodiidae.